This is a messenger RNA of Scutellospora calospora, 304 nucleotides long. Lineage: Eukaryota; Fungi; Glomeromycota; Glomeromycetes; Diversisporales; Gigasporaceae. The record is from the annotation of a GenBank genome assembly.
AUGCUAUCAUCACUUGUCGGAGUUUCUAUUCACACACUUGUAUUGUUACUUGGUGUCGUUGUAUACUAUCAUCGUACUGUUGAAAAUCAAGUUUUUUCUUUACAUUGUAGUGAAAAUGCCUUUGUAGAAAUAUUUGACAAUUCAUAUAAUAUAUUAACAAAUAUUUUUAAUGAUGCUAUGUGGGGAGAACAAGAUUAUGGUAAUAGUCAACUUAGUUGGGUUAAAUUAGUAGACGAAAUGAAUUGUAACUCUCGAACUGAAUUAUAUAUUGAAUGGACUAUGAAAGGAUUUUAUGAUAUGUCAG